UGUAUACAUAUGUACGAGUACGAUCUCCGCAACCUUUUUGAAGCCCGGAGACCUUUCAUUCCGCGUUUUUCUUUACAGUUCGCUCCUUCUUCAAACAAUCCAACCCUAACUCGUUCAACACUGAAACACUCACCGACGCAGCUCACAGGUUUUGUAGUACUGUGUCGUUUAUGGCCUACACUGAUGUCAUGACUUUGUUGUUGGCCGUGGCGGUUUGGUGCACUGCUUAUGUUACUGUUGCAGUUCUUGCCUCCUUUCGAGCCGUAAAUUACCUCUGCACUUUCUGAAACCUUGCAAUUCGAUAACGUUGCCAUGGGUUAUGCACAACUUGUAAUUGGUCCUGCUGGUAGUGGCAAGUCUACGUAUUGCUCGAGUUUGUACGAACACUGUGUGGCUGCGCGUCGCACAAUAAAUGUGGUGAACCUUGAUCCUGCUGCUGAAAAUUUUGACUAUCCCGUUGCAAUGGAUAUAAGGGAACUGAUUUCCCUGGAUGAUGUUAUGGAGGAACUUGGAUUGGGUCCAAAUGGCGGUCUUGUCUACUGCAUGGAACACCUUGAAGAUAACCUAGAUGAUUGGCUCACUGAGGAACUGGACAAUUAUUUAGAUGAUGAUUACUUGGUUUUUGACUGCCCUGGUCAGAUAGAACUUUAUUCACAUGUGCCAGUACUUAAGAAUUUUGUGGAACAUUUGAAACGGAAAAAUUUUAAUGUUUGUGCUGUUUACUUACUUGAUUCACAGUUCAUGACAGAUGUGACCAAAUUCAUAAGUGGUUGCAUGGCAUGCCUUUCUGCUAUGGUUCAACUUGAACUACCUCAUGUUAAUAUCCUCUCAAAGAUGGACCUUGUGACAAACAAAAAAGAUCUUGAAGAAUUUUUGGAUCCAGAGCCCACCUUUUUACUGUCUGAAUUGAAUCAACGGAUGGGUCCUCAGUAUGCAAAGCUGAAUAAAGCUUUAAUUGAGUUGGUGAAUAACUACAGCAUGGUGAGUUUCAUACCACUAGACCUCAGGAAGGAAAAAAGUAUUCAAUAUGUACUGGCCCAAAUUGACAACUGCAUUCAGUAUGGAGAAGAUGCAGACGUGAAGGUUAAGGAUUUUGACCCUCAGGAUGACGAGUAGCAAAUUUCCUUAUGCAGCAUUGCUUGGUAUUAUUGAAACUUCUGCUUAAUGUCGAUAUAAUGGUGUACCAAGCUGUCGUUGUUAUACAGUAUGUCUUAGAUUGUUUUAAUGUUGCGGACGUUGAACAUUUAUACAAUUUAUCCUCCAAAUGGGAAGAAAAAUUGGCGAGCUUGGUCAUUCUCUUGCAGUUACUGGCAUCGUUGUAAGAAGAAACGCAUGGUUGGUUAUAAAUAGAUAUUACCUGAUAAAAAUAUAAUCUCGUAAUUUAUUAAUAUGAUUAUGUUUUAUGUGAAUA
Molecule: messenger RNA, 1411 nt
Organism: Cajanus cajan (pigeon pea)
Lineage: Eukaryota; Viridiplantae; Streptophyta; Magnoliopsida; Fabales; Fabaceae
Product: GPN-loop GTPase 3
Molecular function (GO): GTPase activity
Source: RefSeq, a predicted model, not a curated record